Colossoma macropomum (tambaqui) is the source of this 2977-nucleotide messenger RNA. Its product is annotated as interferon-induced protein with tetratricopeptide repeats 1B-like. Gene Ontology annotation, molecular function: protein binding. The coding region runs from base 235 to 1662 and encodes 475 amino acids. Gene Ontology annotation, biological process: defense response to virus. Lineage: Eukaryota; Metazoa; Chordata; Actinopteri; Characiformes; Serrasalmidae. The record is from RefSeq and is a predicted model, not a curated record. The transcript has 2 exons. Gene Ontology annotation, cellular component: cytosol.
ACACAUUCUUAAAAUGCUUUCGGUUCCCGAUUUCUUCCUGCUUCCUGUCUUUUCCUGAAGCUUCACUCUUCCCUUUUCCUCUAAGGACGGGAUAAAGCAGCCACACGUGUAGUUAUAGUCAUAAAAGGGGUUUUAUUUUUUUUUGUCUCUGAUGACUGCUCGACUCUCCAACCUGCUCAUGAACUGUCGCCAUUUAUUUUUACAUCCGGGUUGUGGAAGACGACCUUAAUAAGCAUGACUCAGGCUAAACAUCUAGAAACUGAACUGCAGCAGCUGGAGUGUCAUUUCACUUGGGAGCUGAAAAAACAGGAUACAGAUAUCACUGAUCUCCUAAACAGACUGGAAGAGAAUGUCAAGAUAAAUCUUGGUGGGAAAGCAGGAGUUGCACAAACAUACAACUCAUUAGCAUUCGUGAAGUACCUCCUAGGGUUUCCUACAGAAGCUCUCAGCAACUUACAGAAAUCUGUGGAGCUCACAAAAGAGUACCGUGAGAAUGACUGUGACAAGUGGCUCAUAGUCACCUAUGGAAAUCUGGCCUGGCUACAGUACCACAUGAAAUGUUAUGCUGAAUGUGAAAGCUACCUGGAGAAGCUCAGAGACAUUGCUGAGAGAUUCCCAGCAGAACCCGCUUCUGCUCUCCAUCAUGAAGUGCUUGGUGAAAAGGCCUGGGCUCUGUUCAAAUUCUCUCGAGAGAACUAUGAAACAGCUACAGAGUGCUUCAGGAAGGCCUUGGAGUUGGAGCCAAAUGAGGGUGAAUGGAAUGCCGGUUAUGCCAUCGUUCUGUAUCGCACAGAAACUGAGCCCUCCAAUCCAACAGAUUCACCCACAAUUAAGCAGCUGAGACGAGCCAUUGAAACUAAGCCAGACGAUGAUGUUCUUAAAGUUCUACUGGCUCUGAAACUGGCCACUUACAAGAAGUACGAUGAGGCUGAGAGCCUAGUAGAGAAAGCAUUAGAGAACUCUCCAGAGGAUCCACAUGUCAUUCGAUAUGUUGGGAAGUUUUUCCGGAACAAAGGCUCUGUGGAUAGGGCCAUCGCUUUGUUGAAGAGGGCACUGGAAAGGGUGCCCAACUCAAGCUUCAUACAUCAUCAGCUAGCACUCUGCUACAACAGAAAGAAAACCCAUCUAUUUCAAACACGAAGCCAACGCAGCAAGAGUGCUGAAAUUCAGCGGCUUCGUAAUCAGUGCAUCUACCAUUUAGAGAUGGCCACCACAAUGAAGUCCUCCUUCAUUUUUGCUAUGAGUGAGCUGGCUCUGCAAUAUGGAGAGAACCAACAUAUCUCCAAGGCAGAGGAGCAGUUUCAGACUACAUUCCAGACAGCUGAAGAAAAAAAAUAUGGUUCUCAGGUAGUUCAUUUUCAUUAUGCACAAUUCCAGCAGCACAGGAAGAAAUGUGAGUCUCUGGCCAUCAAACACUACAUGGAAUGUCUGAAGAUGGGUCCAGAUACAUCUGAAGGAAAGAGAAGUGCUGGAAGUCUGAAAAGCAUUGCUGAGAGAAAAAUCUGCAGAAAUCCAAAGGAAGCCUUUGGAAUACUGGGAUUUAUCCAUAAGGAAAAGGGAGAGAAAGGCAAGGCCAUAGAGUGCUAUGAGAAAGCUUUAAGCUAUGAAGACAAUGAAGAGUACCUUCAAAAUCUGUUUCAUCUUAGACUUUCUUUAGAAUAACAGAACUUGGCACCUCACAUAUCCAAAUAGUCACAUGAUGAUGAUCAACAAUGAACAACAGCAUUUCUUUAGAAUUUUUCAGUCCAAAGAAAUCUUUGAAAUGCAUGUUGAAUACAGUUUGACUCUGUAAUAAAGGCGCCGCUAAAAGUGCAGUUGUUUUAUAUAUUACUAUGUACGUUUAUUCUGCACUAUAUUUUUAAAAUAUAUAAAAUAUAUAUUUCCUGCUCUCUGAAAUAAACAUUUAUUUCAGAUUAGAACUCAAAGCCUGUUUUGAUAUCACAGCUCUGCUACUGAACUACCAUGCAGGAAUCAGCUUUAGAAAAUGGUGAAGGACUGUUCAGACAGUCAGGGGGGUUCGAUCCACCAUCUGGGUGUCAGGACAGAGAAGAGUGUUGAUGGUUGUCUUUUAUAUAGCUGGUCAAGCUAAGCCAUACUUGAAGCUCAAAGGGCUUGAGGUUCAGAUUUAGUUUAGACUAUUUUAGUAGAGGAACAAAGAUCCCUAAAAGUUGACAAACCCCCACCUGAGGUAGAACAAAGCACAAGCAUGAUUUUAUGUAACUUUGAUAUCUCUAAUUUGUGAAAUGGGUUGUUGUAUAAUAAUAAAUAUAAAUUAUUUUACUGCAAAAAUUGUGUAAUUCGUUAUUAUUGGGAUGUAAACCUGGCUUAAAGGGUGUGUGUGUACAUUAUCCCUUAUAUUUUGGGAAACUUAAAAUUAAGAAUGUGGUCAACUUUAGACUGGCUGUGCACAAAGAUAUACUCUAUGUCCUAAAUAAAAGAUGACACCAAUAUCUUUGUCCAGUCAUCUAAAUACUCUUAAACAUAUGUGUGCCAUAGGCAGAAAUUGACUUUAAAGUUCUAUGUCAAAACUGUAAUGCCUACUUCUGUGCCGUUAAUAUAAUAAUGAUGCCAAACAGCAAGACAUUAGUAUUUUGUACUAGACAUUGUUUUCUGAUCAUAACAACAGUUUUUUGGAUUAUACACCUCAUCUUCACACAUUAACAGUCCUUAAUUCCUUCUCAGAACCAACCUACACUGACCCACAAAAAUACCAUAAGGGUCUGUUGGUUGAAAUGUUUAACACAAAACAUAGGUUAAAUGCAGACAAAAGAGUAAAACAACACCUCUUAAUAAUUUAAUAUAUUCUGUGAUAAUAAAUAGUAAUAAAUAAAUAACAAAUACAAAAUAUGACAGGCCAACAUAAUGUACAUUAAAGAAUUACGCAUAUUUUGCAGUAAAAAAUUUUUUACACAAACAUCCGUUUCACAGACUAGAGAUAUCAAAGUUAUAUUAAAACCUGCUUGUGUUUUGUUCUUCG